AUGGAGGAAACCAAUUCUAAAAGAAAAUCAAAGAGUGGAGUACCAGAACUUCAUGAAGGAAAUAGGAGGGGACCUUCAUUGCCAGCAAAGAUGAAGACAAGCAUGUAUGCAGAGACUGCUGCCGACUCAUACAGAUCAGUUCACAAUCCCACAGCUGCCGACUCAUACAUAUCAGGUCACAAUCCCACAGCUGCCGACUCAUACAGAUCAAGUCACAAUCACACGGCUUCCGACUCAUACAGAUUAGAUCACAAUCCCACAGCUGCCGACUCAUACAGAUCAGGUCACAAUCCCACAGCUUCCGACUCAUACAGAUCAGGUCACAAUACCACAGCUGCCGACUCAUACAGAUCAGGUCACAAUCCCACAGCUUCCGACUCAUACAGAUCAGGUCACAAUCCCACAGCUGCCGACUCAUACACAUCAGGUCACAACCCCGCAGCUGCCGACUCAUACACAUCAGGUCACAAUCCCACAGCUGCCGACUCAUACACAUUAGGUCACAAUCCCACAGCUACCGACUCAUAUAGAUCAGGUCACAAUCCCGCAGCUGCCGACUCAUAUAGAACAGGUCACAAUCUCGCAGCUGCCGACUCAUACAGAUUAGGUCACAACCCCGCAGCUGCCGACUCAUAUAGAACAGGUCACAAUCCCACAGCUGCCGACUCAUACAGAUCAAGUCACAAUCCCACAGCUGCCGACCUCAUACAGAUCAGAUCAGGUCACAAUCCCGAAGCUGCCGACUCAUACAGAUCAGGUCACAAUCCCACAGCUGCCGACUCAUACAGAUCAGGUCACAAUCCCGAAGCUGCCGACUCAUACAGAUCAGGUCACAAUCCCACAGCUACCGACUCAUACAGAUCAGGUCACAAUCCCACAGCUUCCGACUCAUACAGAUCAGGUCACAAUCCCACAGCUGCCGACUCAUAUAUAUCAGGUCACAAUCCCACAGCUGUCGACUUAUAUAGAUUAGGUCACAAUCCCACAGCUGCCGACUCAUAUAGAAGAGGUCACAAUCCCACAGCUGCCGACUCAUACAGAUCAGUUCACAACCCCACAGCUGUCGACUCAUACAGAUCAGGUCACAAGCCCACAGCUGCCGACUCAUACAGAUCAGGUCACAAUCCCACAGCUGCCGACUCAUACACAUCAGGUCACAAUCCCGCAGCUGUCGACUCAUACAGAUCAGGUCACAAGCCCACAGCUGCCGACUCAUACAGAUCAGGUCACAAUCCCACAGCUGCCGACUCAUACAGAUCAGUUCACAAUCCCACAGCUGCCGACUCAUAUAUAUCAGGUCACAAUCCCACAGCUUCCGACUCAUACAGAUCAGGUCACAACCCCACAGCUGCCGACUCAUACAGAUCAGUUCACAAUCCCACAGCUGCCGACUCAUAUAUAUCAGGUCACAAUCCCACAGCUGCCGACUCAUACAGAUCAGGUCACAAUCCCACAGCUGUCAACUCAUAUAGAUCAGGUCACAAUCCCACAGCUUCCGACUUAUUUUGA
Pecten maximus is the source of this 1509-nucleotide messenger RNA. RefSeq names its product agglutinin-like protein 5. The coding region runs from base 1 to 1509 and encodes 502 amino acids. The transcript has 4 exons. NCBI's taxonomy places the organism in Eukaryota, Metazoa, Mollusca, Bivalvia, Pectinida, Pectinidae. The record is from RefSeq and is a predicted model, not a curated record.